Caenorhabditis angaria is the source of this 382-nucleotide messenger RNA. The record is from the annotation of a GenBank genome assembly. Lineage: Eukaryota; Metazoa; Nematoda; Chromadorea; Rhabditida; Rhabditidae.
AUGUUUCUCAUUUUUUAUUCGUUAACUUUACUUGUUUCAUAUUCUUAUUCUAAUCAAUGUCACAUUUGUGAUUCAUUUUCCGGAUAUUGUGAAUUUGAUGGAAAUGUUUGUGUUGGUCCCAAAUGUUCAAGAAGAUUUGCUCCAACUUCAAGUAAGUCUUGUAAUUUAUUGCAAAAAUUGAAAUUAUUUUUUUAAAGGUGGUCUGAUUCGAGAACAACGGUUAUGUGUUCCUUCAGAUUCCGUUGUCGGUUGUCAUAAGGCAAUUCUUUGGGAUGGAAUGGAAGGAACAGAGUGUAUUUGUGAAGAACAUAUGUGUAAUUCUGGCAUCACAUUUGGAACAAAAUUAAUUAUUUCAACAUUUUUUUUCCAUUUUUUAUUUUAA